Molecule: messenger RNA, 837 nt
Organism: Stegodyphus dumicola
Lineage: Eukaryota; Metazoa; Arthropoda; Arachnida; Araneae; Eresidae
Product: protein FAM200A-like
Source: RefSeq, a predicted model, not a curated record
AUGUUGGCGGCAGACAGCAUGAAACCUAAUAAACUUAAGCGACAUUUGGAACGCUUCAUAGUGAUUUCAUAUAAAAUAGCCAGAUGUAAAAGGCCUCACACCAUUGGUGAAGAGCUUAUUUUGCCAGCCGCAAUUGAGAUUGUAGAAAUUAGCUUUGGAGAUAAUUUUGCAAAACAAUUGCAGUCUAUACCUCUUUCAAAUGAUACUGUUGCCCGUCGAAUUGAUGAUACAGCUGAAGAUGUAGAGUGUCAGCUUUUGUCGAAGUUACGUGACAAAUUGUUUUCAAUACAACUCGAUGAGGCAACAGAUAGUAAUAAAAAUGCUCAUUUCAUUGCCUAUGUUAGAUUUUGUGAUGAUUUGUCAGUAGCAGAACAACAUGCAAAAGUUGUUUUUGUAACCAAUGAAAACCAUUUAGCAAUGCUAGCAAAGAAUUUUAAAAUGUACUUUCUUGAUGACGACGAACUGAUAUCAAGUUACAAGUGGGUGAGGGAUACAUUUCAAAAUACUUCCGAAGGACUCUCAAUUGAAGAGGAAGAAACCUUCAUAGACUUCACGGCAAGCGGCGAAACCAAAAGACAAUUUAGUAAUAAAUCACUCUUUGAAUUUUGGGCAGGAGUGAAUGAUGAGUUUUUUGCACUAAAAACAAAGGCAUUUCGCAUUCUACUACCAUUUUCAACAUCUUACCUUUGUGAAACUGGAUUUUCUGCGGUGGCUUCUUUGAAGAAAAAAUAUAGAUCUCGGCUAAAUAUCGAAAACGAACUGAGAGUGUCUAUUUCUAAUAUUAAACCCUCCUUCGAAAAACUUUGCUCUGCAAGACAGGCCCAAGAAAGUCACUAA